CAGAGGUCAAAGGUUGUACUUCCGGUUCGGCGGUAAAGCGUGUGUCCUGCUUCGCCAAGUACAAACGUUUCAGCGCAGAACAAAAGUUAGUACGUUUAUUCAAUCCGGGACAGCGUUUAGAACAACAGAACAUGAGUUUACCUCUGAACCCAAAGCCCUUCCUGAACGGCCUCACCGGCAAACCAGUGAUGGUGAAGCUGAAGUGGGGAAUGGAGUACAAGGGCUACCUGGUGUCUGUGGACGGGUACAUGAAUAUGCAGCUGGCAAACACAGAAGAGUAUGUUGAUGGAGCAUUGGCAGGUCAUCUUGGUGAAGUGCUGAUCAGGUGCAAUAAUGUUCUGUACAUCAGAGGAGUAGAAGAAGAGGAGGAAGACGGAGAGAUGAGGGAGUGAUGUCGCAGAAGAGAAGAGGACUCAGCCCUGUUGUGUGAUUGAACUUCGUAGUUGAAUUAAUGUGUGUUUGUGUUUUCACCAUGUGAAACAAAUGGAUGUUUGGGGUCUAGGUUAUUUUUGAAGCGGUUUUGAAAAUGAUUUUUUUUUUUACUGUAUGUGAGGCCAAUUUUAUGUUGUGACUUUGUUAUACAUACACAAUAAAAUGAUUAUUGUACCCUUUC
This is a messenger RNA of Anoplopoma fimbria (sablefish), 613 nucleotides long. It is a transcript of the gene snrpf, whose product is annotated as small nuclear ribonucleoprotein polypeptide F. Gene Ontology annotation, cellular component: catalytic step 2 spliceosome; U1 snRNP. NCBI's taxonomy places the organism in Eukaryota, Metazoa, Chordata, Actinopteri, Perciformes, Anoplopomatidae. The transcript has 4 exons. The coding region runs from base 132 to 392 and encodes 86 amino acids. Gene Ontology annotation, molecular function: RNA binding. The record is from RefSeq and is a predicted model, not a curated record. Gene Ontology annotation, biological process: spliceosomal snRNP assembly; mRNA splicing, via spliceosome.